This is a messenger RNA of Jatropha curcas, 854 nucleotides long. RefSeq names its product ubiquitin-conjugating enzyme E2 28. The record is from RefSeq and is a predicted model, not a curated record. Lineage: Eukaryota; Viridiplantae; Streptophyta; Magnoliopsida; Malpighiales; Euphorbiaceae.
CAAUAGAAGAAGUGGAAGAACCAAUGGUAUUAUAGUAAGCAAAGAGUAGUGUAACACCCACUCCCUUACUAUAUAAAAACCAAUUUCCCCUUUAUCUGUAAGGUCUCUCUAUUUUCUCGUUUCUCAGAUUCUAUUAAUAAUCAGGAGGAUCUCUCUCAGGGAUUUUAUCUUUUGUUUUUGGUGAUGGCAUCGAAGCGGAUCUUGAAGGAGCUCAAGGAUCUCCAGAAGGAUCCUCCUACCUCUUGCAGCGCAGGCCCUGUUGCGGAAGACAUGUUCCAUUGGCAAGCAACAAUUAUGGGUCCUCCUGAUAGUCCAUAUGCAGGUGGAGUGUUUCUAGUGACGAUUCAUUUUCCUCCAGACUAUCCAUUUAAACCACCGAAGGUUGCAUUCAGGACAAAGGUCUUUCACCCCAAUAUCAACAGCAAUGGUAGCAUUUGCCUUGAUAUUUUGAAGGAGCAGUGGAGCCCUGCCCUUACCAUUUCCAAGGUGUUGCUUUCAAUUUGUUCUCUAUUGACGGACCCAAAUCCUGACGAUCCGUUGGUGCCAGAAAUUGCCCACAUGUAUAAGACUGAUAGGAGCAAAUACGAGGCAACAGCAAGGAGCUGGACCCAGAAGUAUGCUAUGGGUUAACUAUGCUGCUUUGUAUGUGUGAUAGGGAGGGCUUCUUUCCCUGUGGCUUUGGUCUUUAAGUUAAAAUAUAUAUAUAUAUGUAUGAAUGAUGAAAGUGUUUAUCUCUGCCUCUUAUGAGCAGACCAAAAGGGAGAGGUCUAAUUUGCUGCUUUUAAUUGUUUGUAUGGAAGUUAUCUGUAGAACUUGGGUAAACUGUUUUAAACUAUCUUAGUUUCUCCACCUCA